AUGACGAGGGGAGUUCACGCGCACGGUGAGCAAAUGUACAGAAACGCCACGCGAACACGCCAGCCAGAAAUCCCCCUCUGCAACGCACUCUUCUAUUCUGCUUCUUUCCGUGCGUUCCGUUCGUUCCGUUCUCGUGCCUUCCCGCAUCCCCCCUCCCGCACCCUCCACAUCAAAAUGUCCCAAGUCCUCAUCGUCGUCGUGAUCACGUAUGGUUCAUUGCUCAAUCUCCUCGCCAAGCCAUGGUCCUCGACCGACUCGCUCCUGGAACGGCGGCGCAACGAUAUCCUCGCGCUUCUUCUCUGGCUGCUGCUGCUUCUCCUCGCUGUGUUAACAGUACGAUCCGGCAUCGCCAACUCCACCACCGACGACGCCUUUGACCUGCAAGACUGGACCGCCCUCAUCCUCCCUUUCGCCCUCGCCGCUCCCUACCUGCUCGAGCUCAUCGCCACCCUGGUGCGCCAGCUAGAGAUGUGGCCCUGGAUGCGCGCAGCCUGCAUCCACGCCCUCCCCAUCGCCUGGCUGUACCGUACCAUCACCGUGGCCGAGCAAGACCCCGACGGCAUCUGGUUUCGUUCGCACCUCUGGCGGCCCUCGCCGCCCACACUGCGCAAGCUUUCCACGCUCUCCCCUGCCUCACCACGAGUCAAGAGCUUCUGGGAAACCACAUCCCGCCGCGCCUCACUCCACCAUCUCUUCUAUACCUGGCUAACAGUCCUGGUCUCCGCCAGUCGUUACGCCGCACACCAAGUGCGGCACAACUCGCGCCGCUCGCAAAUCCUCCCAUGCGUUAACGCGACGUGCACGCUCUUGCUUACGGUCAUUCUCACGAGCUUGAUGGGGUUACUCUACGCCAGCUCUCUCGUGGAGUUUCUGUUGCUGCUCUCCUUCGACUUCCACUGGUGGGUACGAUGCCACAUACACGAGCGCAUCCUAGCGCGGUAUGACACGGUGCACUUUGGGCGGCAAGAAAUGCAGAGCAUUUUCGAACAAAGCAUGGCCAUCAAGCGGUCGCUGCGCGUGUGCGAGGGCCUGGACGUGGAGCGCGUGCAUGAUCGGAUCAUGACGGCGGUGAUCACAACGACGGCAGUUCUUGAAAAUGCGUUUCGGCGGGCAUACUUGGUCGUGCCCGUGUACGAGCAGUCGAUCUCCAAUCGCAAGGCACUGCGCGACAAGUACGAGUACGUGGGGUGCAACUUGGACCGGCUCAUCAAACAGGUGCGGGUGCUGCUCGAAGUGCGUCACACGAGCGGACUGCUGUCGAUCACAUCGUCAUCGGGGACGAUAGAGGCGUCGUUGCACAACAACAUCGAGUCCAUCUUGAGCGUGGCGUUGUUCUUCCCGUCGACGACUCUGUACCACAUCACGGCGCGGGUGGCCGAGCUAGAGGGGAUGAUCGAGGAGCGUGUGAGACAAAACCCCGGGAUGGCAGCCGAAGCGGUAACUCGGGAAAGAGUGGUGUACAUCGACGCGCGAAACGCAAUGUUCUGGUUGUUGUGGAUCGUCGUUACUAAAGAGUGGGUAGACGUGGCGGGGUUUUGGGCCGGCGACCAGAGGGAAGGUAUAGAUCGCGAGGAGGACGAGAGGACACAGAAGGAAUUUCCGAAUGCGAGGACGGAGACACUGUAUGUGAUAGCAACAUUUUUGAGCCGGUGUCGUUACUGCGACCGGUACGGGAUGCAAGACGAAGGAGGCUUCUAUAAGGAGGUGCGUGAGUUGGGGAAGAAGAUCGGACCGAAAAGGGUGGAAGCAGUGUUUGAUGAGCUGAGUGGAACGUUGAGCAUUUGCCGGUCGUUGUCGUUGCUCGAAUGGGUGACCAGGGAGUACAAGCUAGAGUGGGGAGGCGAAAGAGAGAGGGGCGGCGGGUUGCGAUGCAUGUGGCAAAGUGACACGGGGGAGAGGAAAGAAGCGGUUUGCAAUAUUGCGUUGGAGUGAGAGCGUGAGGAUGCGAGGGGGAGGGGGUGCGAGGGGGAGGGGUUGCGACGGGGCGGGACAGAAAUUCAUCAACGAAGCGGAUGAGUAUAAGAAGGACAACGCAGUGGCGACGGAGAAAAGGUCGCCAACGUGAGGGCAAAAUUUAACUGUUUUUCAGCCCUCAAGACCGCCUCCCGCCACGUGGAUACCUACUCAUACCUCGCAACCUCGUGGGCAGGAACCUCGAGAGCAGGCAACCUCCGCAUCAACUUCCCCGUCACCGCGAGAGCACUCACGCCGCCGCAACCAGUCUAUCCCGUAUUCCAACAGGGAACCAUCACUGCCGGCCGCGUUGGACGCGUCGCCCUGGCGACGCGACGCCCUGCUGCAGGCUCUAACCGAGAGCAGGCAACCUCCGCAUCAACUUCCCCGUCACCGCGAGAGCACUCACGCCGCCGCAACCAGUCUAUCCCGUAUUCCAACGGGGAACCAUCACUGCCGGCCGCGUUGGACGCGUCGCCUUGGCGACGCGACGCCCUGCCGCAGGCUCUGCCGCACCUCCGACGGCCCUUAAAACGGGAUGCGCGCCACCGGCAUCGCCCCGGCCUUCGUCGCACCCACCAGCUCCAUGUCUGCCGCCGGCUUCUCCAUCUCGCGCCUCACGGCUGCCGCCUCCAAGCGUGCGCUGCCCGCCGAGCGUGCGCUCUUUGUGGCGGCCUUCCGCGACGUGUAUGACGAUCUGCCGCCAGCCACGCUCGGUCUGGCCCCCAGCCAGACGGUCCCCGCCUUCCUGCACGCCGCCUUCGACGACGAGGAGGCCGCUUUCAAGACCGCGCAUCCUACCGUCCGGUUUUACGUCGCGCGACACGGCGCAGACUUGGUCGGCUACCUCAGCGUCGACGUCGAGUGCAACGCCAUGUACCUGCGCCAGAUGGCCGUCAGCACCGCGUGGCAGAGGCGCGGCGUGGGCAGACAGCUCAUCGAGACGGCCGUGUGCGAAGGGGGAAAGGGCGUGCGCGUCGUCACCGUCGCGGUCAGGAGAUUCAACGACGCCGCCAAGACGUUUUAUACGCGCCUCGGGUUUCGAGAGGGCGGCGGUGUCGGCGCGUUGGACCCCGACCUUUAUUGCGGCAUGAGGAUGGAGAAGGGGAGGAAGGCAGGCCCCGGUUUGCUCUCCGCCCUCCUACCAGUCGUCAUCGCCCUCGGUUUAUGGACCUUGCGCGCGGGCGUGUAGGGUGGGUACGCACGCUUGCUCUGUUCCUGCCAGUUGUGCACGGGCGUUUGAUUCGGAAGGGGAGAGGGUUUGUUUACGCGCGGGCUCUGGCGCCCUCUGUCAUCGCAUGCCCCGUGUGUAGUGUUGUGGCCGUUAUCCAGGUUUGAUCUCGUCGUUGUCAGUUGCGGACUAGAAAUAGCUGUUGUAAUAGAUACGGGGCAGUGCUCUGGCUUUAAAAGUACUGCAUGGUUAUUGCUACGUG
Chondrus crispus (carragheen) is the source of this 3386-nucleotide messenger RNA. RefSeq lists its product as hypothetical. Lineage: Eukaryota; Rhodophyta; Florideophyceae; Gigartinales; Gigartinaceae. The record is from RefSeq and is a predicted model, not a curated record. The transcript has 2 exons. Bases 1 to 1932 code for a protein of 643 amino acids.